This is a messenger RNA of Pantherophis guttatus, 1974 nucleotides long. It is a transcript of the gene MTG2, whose product is annotated as mitochondrial ribosome associated GTPase 2. Lineage: Eukaryota; Metazoa; Chordata; Lepidosauria; Squamata; Colubridae. Gene Ontology annotation, cellular component: mitochondrion. The record is from RefSeq and is a predicted model, not a curated record. Gene Ontology annotation, molecular function: GTPase activity; GTP binding; magnesium ion binding.
GGUUUUGAACCAACUAAAACUUUUAAACCUGUCCAUUUAUCUUCAUUUUUCAGUCGCAGCUUAUGUCGCUGGCCCCCACCCCUCCCCAUGUAGGUUAACAAUAUUGGAGCGAGUCUUUUGCUACUUCUGCAAGACUUAAGGACGCCUGGCAUAAAGUUCAUACUAAACAGUUGUUGGAGAUGGAGGAAAAGGUUUUUUUUUAAAAUAUGUAUUUUACAUAUAACAGGCCUGUUUUACCUUUCUGUGUAAAGUUCCACAACAAUAACAAUUUUUUUUGAGAAAGCUGUUCUGAAAGUUUUUCCUAACCAACCACUGAAAAUCAAAAAUGGAAGCAACUGAUCUUUCUAAGAAAGAGCAGCUCAUUUUUGUUUCAGAUGUGGUGCAAUAUAUGUAUGCUCUUUGGCAUAUCUUAGUUACCACCUUAUUCUCUGCCCCUUAAUGUUUUCUUUUCCUUCUAGGCAAUAUGCUACAAAUAAUAGUCAGAGCUUGUUUGGAAAAUCAGUGGAGGCCAGUUUAUUCCCAGAUGCAUAGUUGUUUACUGCAAAAGCAGAUUAAAAACUGGCACAGGAGCCUUAGCACAACAAACACACAAUGUUCAAAAUCGCGGAAAACCUGUAAAGGAAAUCUAUCUGAGAAGAAGUUGAGUCGAUAUUUCAUCGAUCAUCGAAAGGUUCGUGUGAUAGGAGGGAAAGGAGGAGAUGGUAUCGCUUGUUUUCUCAGUGAACCUAGAAAAGAAUUUGGAGGUCCCAAUGGGGGAGAUGGGGGAGAUGGGGGACAUGUUAUAUUUAAAGUGGACCGGCAAAUCAAAUCCUUGGCCUACGUCCACCCAUUUUAUAGAGGCUUCAGUGGGGAAAGGGGAGGAAGCAAAAACUGUUAUGGAGCAGCUGGCAGGCCCCUUUAUAUUAAGGUACCUAUUGGUACCAUGAUUAAGGAAGGCACUAAGAUUGUAGCUGAUCUCAACCUUCCCGGGGAAGAAUACGUUGCAGUCUAUGGUGGAGCUGGGGGCAAAGGCAACCGUUUCUUUCUGGCUAAUGACAACCGAGCACCAACAACUGCGACUCCUGGAGAACUGGGUGAGGAAAGGUCCCUUCACUUGGAGCUCAAAACUGUGGGCCAUGCAGGGAUGAUUGGAUUCCCCAAUGCUGGGAAAUCGUCCCUCUUGCGAGCAAUCUCCAGAGCAAAACCUGCUGUGGCUCCUUACCCAUUCACAACCCUGAAUCCUCACGUAGGCAUUGUUCACUAUGAAGAUUACGAGCAGAUUGCAGUUGUAGAUAUCCCUGGAAUAAUAAAAGGAGCCCAUGAAGAUCGGGGACUUGGUUUGGCCUUUCUGAGACAUAUAGAACGCUGCUGCUUUCUCCUCUUUGUGUUGGAUCUCUCUGUGGCUGAGCCCUGGGCUCAUUUGGAAGCCUUGAAGUAUGAACUGGAACAGUAUAGAGUUGGCUUGUCAAAGAUGCCUCAUGCCAUUGUUGCAAAUAAGUUUGACCUUCCGGAAUCCAAAAACAACUUGCCUUUACUUAAGGAGCAACUGAAGCAGAGAGUCAUCCCACUCUCUGCUCUGACAGGAGAAAAUCUGGAGGAAUUGUUGGUGCAUCUGAGAGAACUCUAUGAUGAUUAUUUGAAAUCAGAAAAAGAACAGGUUCGCAAGCCAAUGAAAUGGUAGUAACAGAACUCUUCCAUUAUCACAUUGAGAUAGGAAGGACAUUUGGAGUUCGGGCAUGGACAGGAGGAGGAUAGUCUCUACAAGCAGAAUGAAAUUGCUUUUUAUUCGUUAAUGUUAUAAGGAGAUACACAGAGCCCUACCAGCAGAGUGCUGCAGAAGCAGAUAAGAAAGAAUGGUCAGUCUGCCCAAACAAUAAACGAAACAAAAGAUGAGUCCACCAGAAAGUGAAAUGUUCUUAAGCCUAUUGAGACCUACAGGGCAUAAUUUAAUUAAAGGACUAUUCAAUAAUUUAAUAAAGGUAUGUUCAUUUAUUA